Salvia splendens (bonfire salvia) is the source of this 1177-nucleotide messenger RNA. RefSeq names its product omega-amidase, chloroplastic. Bases 170 to 1021 code for a protein of 283 amino acids. The record is from RefSeq and is a predicted model, not a curated record. Gene Ontology annotation, biological process: oxaloacetate metabolic process; L-glutamine metabolic process. NCBI's taxonomy places the organism in Eukaryota, Viridiplantae, Streptophyta, Magnoliopsida, Lamiales, Lamiaceae. Gene Ontology annotation, cellular component: mitochondrion. Gene Ontology annotation, molecular function: omega-amidase activity. The transcript is spliced from 10 exons.
UUUAAAACUCCCCACCGUCAACCGCCCUACCCCCCUUCCCCAUCCCCAUUUCCUCUCUGCAGCUUGCCCUCCUUGUAAUUGACGACGCAGGCGGUAUUCACCGGCGGCGACUCAGCGACGGCGAUCGUUACUUCAUCAAGCGAAGAUCACGAUUCAUCAUCAACUGAGGAUGCAGGAAACCAGUAAGCUGAAGAUCGGGCUGUGUCAGUUAUCAGUCACCUCAGAGAAGAAAGUCAACAACGAGAAAGCACGAAGCUCGAUCGAGUACGCUUCCAAACAAGGCGCCAAAUUAGUGGUUUUACCUGAGCUGUGGAACUGCCCUAAUUCGAGUGAUUUCAUCGCGCUAUUUGCUGAGGAUUUUGAGGACGAAGAAAGUGCUUCUUCGUUCAAAACGAUGUCGCAAGUUGCUCGUGAACAGAAGAUAAUUGUUGUUGGAGGUUCGGUUCCUGAACGGAGUGGUGAUCGGUUGUACAACACUUGUUGUGUCUUCUCAAGCAACGGAGAAUUGUUAGCUAAGCACAGAAAAAUACAUUUGUUUGAUAUUAACAUCGAAGGGGAUAUUGCAUUCCGUGAGUCGGAUACAUUUGCAGCUGGAUCUGAUCCUACAGUAGUUGACACUGAUGUUGGUUGUAUUGGAAUUGGCAUUUGCCAUGACAUUGGUUUCCCUGAGCUUGCUAUGCUGUACAGGGACAGAGGUGCUCAUUUAAUUUGCUACCCUGGAGCUUUCAACAUUAGCACUGGCGAAGCACUUUGGGAACUCGAGCAACGAGCAAGGACAGUAGAUAACCAGCUUUUUGUUGCUACUUGCUCACCUUCCCGUGAUUCUGCUGGUUCAUACCCGAUAUGGGGCCAUUCUACUCUUGUUAAUCCGUUGGGUGAGAUUGUCGCCACCGUAGGGCAUGAUGAGUCGGUUGUUGUUGCCGAAGUUGAUUAUUCUGUGGUUCGGAUCACUAGGGAGAGCCUUCCUAUUCUGAAGCAAAGGCGUGAGGAUGUUUAUCAGUUCAUUGGCAUAAAUGACUAAUGUGUUUGGUCUUCCCAUGUGUAACAUUUAGCAGAUGUUCGGUUUGAUGGAUUAGAUCAGAUUUAGUAUUAUGGGUGUUGUUCGGCUGUGUAAAUAUGUAAAGAGAGUCCAAUACUUAAUCUAUGGAUUGAAUAUUGUGAAAUUUGUUUGAUUGUA